GCAGAUGACGACGUGUCCCCCAUAUGAAAGGAAGCAACAAAAUAGACUGCCUUCUAAACAAGCACUGUGAAUAAUGUACGAGUUCUACUUUAAUUCAAGUGCCGAUAAACAUUGAAAACAUCUGUUGCUUGAACCUGAAUGCAUUAAGGCCAAAGGUUAAAGUGUCGUCAUGGUGUGUAACGUAGACGACCUAGACUUCUGCCUCUCUUCACAUCCAGGGAGCAUCUUAGAGGGCCUGCGCUCUCUCUGUUCUCAACCCAAGUUUGUGGAUGUCACCUUGAGUGCUGGUGGACGGGAUUUCCCAUGUCACAGAGGAAUUCUCGCACUCUGCAGCCAUUAUUUCCAUUCCAUGUUCUCAGGUGAUUUUGUGGAGAGCAUUGCUGCUCGUGUAGAGCUUCACGAUGUAGAUCCGGAUGUGUUGUCAACCCUGCUGGAUUUUGCUUAUACAGGGAAACUAACCAUCAACAAAAACAAUGUGGAGGGACUCAUUUGCACGUCCAGCCAACUCCAGUUCCACACCGUCCGCAGCGUGUGCUGUCGAUAUUUGCAGCACCAGAUUGAUGCAACAAACUGCUUGGGAAUUCUUGAGUUUGGAGAGAUCCAUGGCUGCCCUGAAGUGGUCGCCAAAGCGUGGAGCUUCCUUCUGGAAAACUUUGAAGCAGUGAAACAGCAUGAUGAGUUUUUGCAGCUGGAGAAAGACAGACUGGUGGCCUGCCUUAAGGAUGAGGAUCUGCACGUAAGAGACGACCGCUCAUGUGCCGAGGCAGUUGUGUCAUGGGUCGGGCAUAGUAGAGACAGUCGAAUCUGUGAUUUGCGAGAAUUGUUGAGUUUGGCUAAGCUUUCCCUCCUUUCAGAAUCCUACCUCACAGAGAACUUGCUUAAAGAGCCAUUGGUGCAGAACUCACUAGAAUCCAGAGAGCUGGUGGAGAGGAUAUGUAGAGAGAAGCGACAAUUGAAGGGAGAUGAGAAGACUGAGCAGAGAGCCACUCAGGCUGCUUUCAACCAGCAAGAAGUUUUAUUUGUGAUGGGUGGUCGCUCGCUGGAUGAUUUAGAUGAUGAAGACGAGGAUGAAGAUGAGAAUAGAGAUGGAAGGUUGCAUCCUAGAAAUUGUGGUUUCUACAACCCAAAGCUUGGACAGUGGUUUCAGCUUCCUGACUUUCCCAACUACAAUAAAUGGGGGUUUUCGGUUAUCUCCUUAAAUAACAAUGUGUAUGUCACAGGAGGAUCAAGAGGCUCUCAGUCCAACACCUGGUCCACCACAGAAACCUGGAAGUACAUUACUCGUGAAGGGAAGUGGGUCACAGUCGCACCAAUGUUGCGGCCGAGAACUAACCACUCUUCUGCAACUCUCAGUGGAGAGAUUUAUGUAAUCGGGGGAACUACAACAGAUUUUGUUGAACGUUACGACCCAUUCAGUAAUUGCUGGACUCUGACCAGUCCAGCACUGAAGUAUGUGACUAACUUUACAGUCACGCCAUGUGAAGGAAAACUGUACCUCAUUGGUUCUUGUGCAGUUAAAUAUAAUGCCCUAACCAUGCAGUGCUACAACCCUGUCAUAGAUAGCUGGUGUAUCAUCGGCUCUCCAUUCAUUCCUAAAUACCUCUCUUCUCCCUGUUCUGUCUCUAUGGAUGGAGUCAUUUACCUCAUUGGAGAUAACACUAAAAAGGUCUAUUCAUAUGAUCCAGACAGCAAUGUGUGGGAAAAGAUUCAGUUUCUAAACAUGCUUCAUGAGAAUGGAGAUUUGGUUGUUCUUGGAAGGUACUUGUUUGUGACUGGGGGGCACUGGAAGGGUAUGGAGGGCGAUUACGGUGUUGAGGUGGAAGUGUACAACCGAGCCUCCAACACGUGGAAGGUGGAGUGCUUCCUUCCCAGGCUCUGGACCUACAGUGGCUGCUGUUCUGUUUUCCUCGACACUUCUCAGUGGAAUGAAAUAUUCCCUGAUGAGACCUAGUGUCCUUCCCCUAAAGGCUGAUUUAUACUUUUGGCAGGGGCUCACGCCGUGGACCUCCGCUGACUCUGCGCGCACCUCAUGAAAUUGAUGAGGCUUUUAUACUUGACGCGUUCGCUGUUGUAAUAUUAUUUAAAAUGCCAGGGGCUGGUCAAAAGAAAACCACUGUAAAAUCAGAUGGAUAAACAUAAAAAUAGGACGUUUCUGGAACGACAGCAUAUCAUUAAUAUCGGUUAUGAUUUUAAAACAAAUUAUUUUUAUUAUUUUUAUUAAUUACUUUAAUAUUUAUAAAGAUUUUUAUAACCAUUCAAGAUUUUUUUUAAAUCAAACUUUGAUGCACCAAUUGCUUUUGUUCAUAUCUCAGACAGUUCCACCUAUUAUAGUUUAUUGAAAUACUAAUGACAACAGAACAUGGGUUGCUCUACACAUAUAUAUUUUAUAUAUAAAAAUAAAAGCAAAAAAGUCCACUUACUAAAAAAUACUGACUUUUUUUAGAUUUAGCCCACUCCACAAUUCCUACAUUACUGUCUGUCUAGUUUCUGUCCUCUACUGAUAUGCUAAAAAGGCAAUAACGGUCCAACAUUCCUGACCAUUAUCACCAAUAAAGCAUUGUAUGAAUGCAGGAUUUCACACAAUUUAUUCAUGUUGUACAAAUCGAAUGAAUACAAAUCGAUUAAGUUAACUUAACACUUUUAACAAGUUUAUGUGGAUCGAACAUUAAAAAAUGAAGUAAAAUUAAGUCCCAAUGAAAUCUCAAGAAUUGUGUUGUUUCAGCUCAUUUUAAAUAAGUAGUUUGAACAAGCAAAAAAUAAAUAAAUAAUAGGGCACCAGUAUAUUGUAAACCAAGGUUUUCCAGUUAUCAAAGAAAUAAUUUAUGACCAUUUAAAUUUUGUAACUAUUCAAUUGUUUUACAUUCAAAAUUAUAAUGUAUACAUCAGUGGAAAACCUAUGAAUGGUGGAAAAACAUAUUCUCUGAUUGUUUAUUAAAACCAUGGGUCUUCACUUUUGCCAUGGCCUCUUUUUUUGGUUUUAACCAACUUAUCCCUCAAGUUUCUCUGAACUUUUUAACAGAAACGUCCUUUCUCACGGCUGUUGAAAUUUCAAGCCAAGAAUUAUUGAUCAUCUGAUUAUCCCUGUGAUCACGCAUGGACAGAUCAUAUAGAUGUCUAUACAGGUGUACCUGUGUCAGACACAAUCUCUUUUAAGUGAUUAAUAUUCUUCUCAAAUCAAAUGUGGCGCAGCGUGAACUGUUCGCUCAAGCCUCAAAAAAUGUUGUGUGUUCCCCCAGCCGAAAUCAUGUCGUGAGCACCCAAAGCAAAGCCAACGCAUCGAUGACAUCACAGUCACCGCGUGCACUUAAGCGAUCUAGCGAACGCGUUUAGUAUAAAUCAGCCUUAGGCCCUGAUUUAUAACCUGUUCACAUUAAGGAGAGCUAUGAUAACAAUGAAGAUAUCAUUCUAAAUAGUGUGUUCUACAGUGGCUGAAAGUUCUCAAAUGGAUAUUGAAAAGGGAAAAAAUAUCACAAAUUGAGAAAACAUCAAUGUGACAACACGUUUGUACAAAUUCUCACAACACAAAAUAUAGAAAUGUGCUGCAAGUCAAGGAAGCACAUUCAUAAAGAAAAACACAUGCACAUUCAAGUUCUCUCAACACAUGCUAAUAGGUAAAAAUGCUGCAAAUAGCGCAGACCAAAAUGGAAAUGUGUCAGGGGACUCCAAAAAUGGACAAACAUGACUGCUUUCUGUUUAGAGUUGUUGAUAAAUCACUGUUCAUUUAACAUUAAUUGUACAAUUGGUCAGAUUUUUAGGGUUACAAAUAUGCACAUUCAAGUUCUCUCAAUACAUGCUAAUAGAGAAACAUGCUGCAAAUAGCGCAGACCACAAUGGAAAUGUGUUAGGGGACUCCAAAAAUUGACAAACACGACUGCUUCCUUUUAGGAGUUGGUAAUUCAAUUGUUCAUUUAACGUUAAUUGUACAAUUUGUCAGAUUAUUAGGGUUACAAAUAUACAAACAACAAUACGACCAGUACAUUAAGAAUAAACCACAGAACUCCAACACUGCUAACUCUAAACACGGAAUGGCUGUGUUUGUCACAUGUUUGUUGUGAUCUGCGCUAUUUGCAGCACAUUUCUGUAUGUGCUUGUGUUGUGAGAACUUGUGUGCGCUUGUGUUGUCAAUUUGAUUAGGAUGUUUCCUCAAUUUGUUAGUGUUUUUCUGCAAGUGUUUUCUUAAAUUGCACAUUUGAGCUCUCUUGGGCCUCUGUAGUAUUCACACUUUUAGUUCUUUUAGUCCAGACCAAAAGGAAAAUAAUGCAUUUACAUCUGGUUCCCUUAGCAUUCAGACUUUCAUUAGUAAGACUUAACCCAACAAUCCAACAACUACUAAAAAAAUUGCCAUAUGACAUAUUAGAUGUAUUUAAGUGCUGAACUAAACAUGCUCACUGUAUACAAGUCUUUUAUAGUAGUUAAAAUCUUCUUAAGAGCUAAUCAAAUGUGUAGAGGAUUCAAAACAGUGGCAGGAAUUUCUCAGACAUACAAAAUCUAUUAUAAGAAAACACAUUUCAGAUAUACUUUAACGAGAUAUUAGUAUAUAAUCAGAUAUACUUUAAUGUUCUGCCUUUUUUAUCGUCACAUACUGACAUCACAUUAUGGUUCAUCCUCAGAUUGUGUUGCAUUCAAAUUUGAAUCACUUGAUGCACUUGAAGGGUCUGGUAUGAGCAUUUAAACUUAUUCAAACCACACUAAUAGAGCAAAGUUUGUUUUUAUUGAACCAAACCUGUCAAGUGUGAACACAAUUUAAAGGAAGAGCAGAGUCCACCCCACACUUCUAAAAAUAAAGGAAGAGAUCCAUUUUUCUCAAAAUAAAAAUGCUAAGAGACAAUAGAUAAUAGAGUAUUUCCACUGGAAAACAAAAAACUGCUGUAUGUUUACAAAAAAAAAGAAUAUGGCCACUUUAAAGUUAUUUUCCUAUUGUGUUUGAUGUGUGUUAUUAGGACUUUGGUAAAAAUAAGAAAAAAAAGAGCACUUUUCUCAACCUGCACUUGUCAUUAUCAUUUAAAAAAAUAAUAAUUCUGUAAUCAGAUUAACAAUUAUAAUGUGAAAUGACUUGCUCUAAAUAUAACAUUUUUUUGUGCAUUUGUUUUUUUCUGCCUAGUUCAACUAGUUGUCUUUGCUUUUAUGUUGCCAGUGAAACUAUUUUUUAAUUAAAUGGCAUUUAGUUUGACACCUAAAUAUAGUAAAUAUACAUUAACUGGCCACUUUAUUAGGUACACCUUACUAGUACCGGGUUGGACCCACUUUUUCCUUUAGAACUGCCUUAAUCCUCUGUGGCAUAAAUUCAACAAGGUACUGGAAAUAUUCCUCAGAGAUUUUGGUCCAUAUUGACAUGAUUGCAUCACGCAGUUGGGUAAUUCUUCAACUACGGGCACUUUUAAGUCCUUUGAUCAU
Molecule: messenger RNA, 5394 nt
Organism: Danio aesculapii
Lineage: Eukaryota; Metazoa; Chordata; Actinopteri; Cypriniformes; Danionidae
Gene: klhl30
Product: kelch-like family member 30
Exons: 8
Coding region: 170-1951 (593 amino acids)
Molecular function (GO): protein binding
Source: RefSeq, a predicted model, not a curated record